AUGAGAGAAAUUCUGGUUAUCGGCGGAACUGGCGCUCAAGGCCUGCCGGUCAUCAAAGAAUUUGCACGACUUCCUAAUGUGUCCCUGAUUGAAGGCAAACAAGAUAACCAGGAAGAUCUGCAUAAAGCUUUCAAGGGUGUCUACGGGGCAUGGGUCAACACCGAUGGCUUUACCAUCGCUUAUGAAAUCGCGAGGCACCACGGACAUGCGGACUGGGACGAGAAUUACCAUUGGGGUCAUAAUGAUGCGAAAGGCAGAAUUGCAGAUUACAUUCUAGCUCAAGGUCAGGCUGGCAUGAAAAGCUCUGUGCUUACAACUGGCCCGUAUAUGAACAUGCUCUGGGAUGGCAUGUUUGUCCCUACCCAAGAACCUGAUAGGACAUCUGUUUGGGCUAAUCCCGCAAAAUCUGGUAAAAUAUCUCUCAUAGCUCUAGAAGUUGUUGGACAUGAUUCUCUUUGGCUCUUCAAAAACUUGCCAGAAUCCGCGGGGAUGAAUCUCAAAAUUUCAACAGAUGAAUUUAGUUUCGCGGAUAUAGCGGCAGCCUUCUCUGAGGUGACAGGGGAGAAAGGGGUGCAUCGGUAUGUACCUCUUGAAGAUGCUGUAACGGAUGAAUCAACGAUGACAUGGCGCCAAAACUUCUCAGCUUGGUGGAAAUACUGGGGAGAGGGCCGGGCUGAACACCGAGACUUCACUCUUCUGAAUCGAAUCCCACCCGAAUCAUCGUCCGCGGCGAUGCAGCAACAGCAAGCAGGUCCUCCGGUCUGA
Molecule: messenger RNA, 765 nt
Organism: Aspergillus piperis CBS 112811
Lineage: Eukaryota; Fungi; Ascomycota; Eurotiomycetes; Eurotiales; Aspergillaceae
Product: NAD(P)-binding protein
Exons: 7
Coding region: 1-765 (254 amino acids)
Source: RefSeq, a predicted model, not a curated record